Molecule: messenger RNA, 960 nt
Organism: Sphaeroforma arctica JP610
Lineage: Eukaryota; Ichthyosporea; Ichthyophonida
Exons: 1
Source: RefSeq, a predicted model, not a curated record
ACAUAUCAUAUAUAUAUAUAAAUAUAUAUAUAUAUAUAUAUAUAUUAUGUCUUUAUGAAUGUACAUAUAAUUUUUUCUAACGCGUAGUUUGAAGAGAAUCACAAGCCUUAUAUGACCUCUUGUUUUGCACUAACUAUGUUUUUCUUCCGAUUUUCUGUUAGUUUGACACGUUGGUGUUCAUUUCUCAAGUCAUCUAUUCGUUGAGAGCGUUUAGUUUGAGUCUAUGGAAAGCCAGUUUAACGGGGGAAUGUGAAAAUAUUAUUUGUCUUCACAUGUCGCGAACAACCACACGUGAAUAUGUGCUUCGAGUUUUCAAUCUAUUUGUUAUAUCUCGUAGACACAAUUUUUAUAUUUGCAAGGAUCAAUGUUUGUAAGACCAUAGAACACAUUUAGUAUUUGUGCUAUCCCCUUCAUUUCAUGCAAUAGUUUGGUGGCACAUAAUUUUGUAGAUAUCUGAUUUCCCCUCUGUGUGUUUGUAUGUACGUCUCGUGUGCAGGUCUCACGCGUUGCUAGAUUCAAAUCUUUUAGCAGAGAUGGAGGCUUGGGUUAAGUAUAUUUGGAUAUAUAAACAUCGGUGUAUAUGUGGACAAUAUAUAUUAUUACACCACACCACAUGAUUUUGUCGAAUUACACUAGUUUAUCCUCUCGAUAAACCCUUUUAUGUUCACUCCAAUUUCACCGAGCCAUCCACUCAAUCAUCCACCUGUCCUAUGUGUACCACUGCAAUACUCUAUACACAGGAGUUCUUGAAGGAGAACUUCCCAGCAGAGGUGAAGGAGCACGGUGUCGUUAUGGGCUACCCAGAUAUGGGUAGCGGCAAACUCAGUCAGAAGCUCGACUUCGCUUCGUGGUACAGCUUCAACAACGCACAGCGCACACACUACAACUAUUUGGAGUCCAUCACCGCCGUAUCUACGCUCACUCUGAUCUCAGGAUUCUUCUAUCCGGCUGCGACUGUCG